AUGUCUCGGACGCAGAUGAUUUCUGUCCACGCGCGCUACUCGCCUGUUGGAGAUGCCGUACGACGCCAUGAGGGAGGGGUGACCAAGGCCAAGAAGGCUGCGCUGACGGGAAGCGGGCGAGCCUGGAGAGAGGAUGAGGAAGCGUACCUCCUGCAGACGCGUCUGCAGAAGAUGCCGUACAAGCACAUCGCGGCACACCUCAACAAGACGGAGCUGGCGUGCAGGCUGCACUACCACCAGCUGUCGCACGGCAGCACCCGGCGGAAGCGCACGGCGUCGUGCUCGUCUGGGUCCUCGGAUCCUGCGUCGUGCCAGCAAGUCUUUACGGGCAGCCCGGUACAGAAGAGCAAGUCUCGUUCUCUAUCGCCGAUGCAGGGGGCGGCAGGGUACCUGCCCAUGCCGACCACGGGAGGCACCAUGGGCGGCAACGACGUCCAACUGCCGAGCAUCAUGACGACGGACACCUCGCCGCGGCUGCCGGCGAUUCUGCCCAAGCCUGAACCCAUGAGUUAUACACGCCCGAGCGAGUCUCCACGCGGGUACCCCAUCAUCAUGGCGGAAGCGCCGCGCGAGCAGAGCCUGCCGCCAGUCAACUUGCAGCCGCAAGGCUACGGGCAAGGAUACGCGCCAGGGCUUCGGCUUGACUGCGCGGGACUGCCGCCGCCAUCUGCGUCGGUGCACACGGCGGCGCACGUGGACCUCUCGCGGCUGCACUCCAUCUACGAGGCGCACCGCAACGAGUUCUGGGCGGCCGUCGCGGACGAGUACGGACGGAGCACGUCGCCGGCGGCGCUGGAGCACGCGUGGAAGACGGGCGUCUGCUGCCCGCAGCGAGGCAGCAACCCAAUGACGCCGGUGGACAGCCCGGACCGGGACCGAGUCCGCGACAAGACGAGGAUCUCGUCGAUUUUGGGGUAG
Molecule: messenger RNA, 918 nt
Organism: Purpureocillium lilacinum
Lineage: Eukaryota; Fungi; Ascomycota; Sordariomycetes; Hypocreales; Ophiocordycipitaceae
Source: RefSeq, a predicted model, not a curated record